AUGGCAUUGCAUUAUUCAGGGAACUUUCACGACCUACACAGUGGUGCGAACCGACCCGUGGAGUGUGGUAGCUUCCCGCGUGACGAUCAGGAUCGUCCUGGCGGUAAUGAGAAUUGCCCCGCCCAGCACUUUUGUGGGAUUUUUCAUGCGACGUGGCGUGGGAUGGCUCGGGCUGCACCCUUUCACCGAGUCUCAACGCCACAGGUUCAAAUCGGUGAGCCAUUUGCUGUUGUAGGGCCGACAGAUGAUGGGGAAGACUUCCAGGAAGCCACAUUACUAUCUAUCUUCAUUCUGCUUCAUAUUUUACACCCAAGUGCCAAUUGCAGUAGAGAUCUCUCUCAAAACCAGGCUCACAUAUCCUUCAUCUUGACUCCUGAAUUCGCCAAGCCACAGAUAAAAGAGAAUCAGGAGAAGGCAGAUAGAAAACAAAGAGAAGCAUUUAUGGUGGAGAAUGGAAAAUUUGUACUCGAAAAGUUGAUUGCCUCUUGUAACGGAAAAUGUAAUCCUAUUCGUAGCUUCUCGAUCAAAGAGCUAAAGCAAGCAAUCAACGACUAUGACAGACAGAAAAUGAUAACAAAAGGAGGUGGUUAUGAAUUGUACAGGGGUGAUUUUCACUAUCAGGAUCGUCUAAUUUCUGUCUUGAAGUUUAAUGAUUAUUGGAUGAAUCAUAAAAAUAUUUUGAAGUUAAUCGGAUCCUGCUUAGAGACUCAUUUGCCCAUCCUAGUUUUCGAGUAUGUGAAGCAUGGGACGUUUCGUGAUCAGAGUGACAGCAGCUUUCAACUACCUCCUAUUGAGCCUUUACAGUUGACACAUCGGCUAAAUAUUGCAAUGGAGAUAGCUAAUGCAGUUGCAUACCUUCAUCUAGGAUUCUCCAGGCCUAUUCUCUUUAAAGAUAUCAAUUCAUCUCAUAUACUAUUCGAUGAAAAUUAUGUUCCGAAAUUGUUCAAUUUUUCAGUAUCCGAGUUUAUUCCAGAAGGUGAAACUCACAUAACAAACGGAGUAAGAGGAACAUCAGGACAUGUUGCACCUGAGAGCCUUCACACAGGCUAA
This is a messenger RNA of Pistacia vera, 1050 nucleotides long. RefSeq names its product non-functional pseudokinase ZED1-like. The transcript has 5 exons. The record is from RefSeq and is a predicted model, not a curated record. Gene Ontology annotation, cellular component: plasma membrane. NCBI's taxonomy places the organism in Eukaryota, Viridiplantae, Streptophyta, Magnoliopsida, Sapindales, Anacardiaceae. The coding region runs from base 1 to 1050 and encodes 349 amino acids. Gene Ontology annotation, biological process: protein phosphorylation; cell surface receptor signaling pathway. Gene Ontology annotation, molecular function: protein serine/threonine kinase activity; ATP binding.